Molecule: messenger RNA, 751 nt
Organism: Tripterygium wilfordii
Lineage: Eukaryota; Viridiplantae; Streptophyta; Magnoliopsida; Celastrales; Celastraceae
Product: SKP1-like protein 1A
Exons: 1
Coding region: 217-672 (151 amino acids)
Biological process (GO): SCF-dependent proteasomal ubiquitin-dependent protein catabolic process
Cellular component (GO): nucleus; cytoplasm
Molecular function (GO): cullin family protein binding
Source: RefSeq, a predicted model, not a curated record
CUCACAUGAUUAACUCUAUACGUCAAUUGCACAAAUGUGCUUGGCGGUCAAAAGCCCAAAUUAUAAUUCGAGUAGAAAUCCCAAUCCAAGGGCGAUUUAGAAAAACUCACUUAUAAAUUCUUUCUCAAACUUCACAAAUUCUCAUUACAAUCAGUUUCCUCACCUUUCAAUUUCAGUUUCGCUCUGCGUGUGUUGUAUCUUCGAUCGAUCACAACAAUGUCGAGCGCAAAGAAGAUCGUGUUGUUGAGUUCCGAUGGGGAGAAAUUCGAGGUAGACGAAGCGGUAGCACGGCAGGCUCAGGUCUUGAAGAACAUGAUAGAGGACGGUUGCGCCGAUGAUGUGAUUCCUUUACCCGUCGCGAAAGCCAAGACACUCGCUCUGGUAUUCCAGUAUUGCAAAAAGCAUGUGGAAGACAAGGAUGCGAAGGAAGAACUCGAUUCGUUCGACGCCGAGUUCAUGAAGAUUGACACCACCACUCUGUAUCAUCUAAUUACGACUGCAAAUUACCUGGAAGUUAAGGGCUUGAUGGAAUUGUGCUGUCAAACUGUUGCGAAUUCGAUCAAGGGAAAGUCGGUGGAGGCGAUGCGCGAGAUGUUUCACAUCAGGAAUAGCGAUUUCACUCCCGAGGAAGAAGAGGAAAUUCGGAACACGAAUCCAUGGGCAUUCGAUUGAUUAUAUUCUCAUUGUUUUCUCUUCGUGUCGGGCCUAUCAAGCCCAUUCUGUAUUUUAACGGGCCAAUGGAGUGACCUGG